Wyeomyia smithii (pitcher-plant mosquito) is the source of this 2754-nucleotide messenger RNA. RefSeq names its product ethanolaminephosphotransferase 1. Gene Ontology annotation, biological process: phosphatidylethanolamine biosynthetic process. The record is from RefSeq and is a predicted model, not a curated record. The coding region runs from base 533 to 1600 and encodes 355 amino acids. Gene Ontology annotation, molecular function: ethanolaminephosphotransferase activity. NCBI's taxonomy places the organism in Eukaryota, Metazoa, Arthropoda, Insecta, Diptera, Culicidae. Gene Ontology annotation, cellular component: endoplasmic reticulum membrane; Golgi apparatus. The transcript has 7 exons.
CUGACAGUUGAGUUUGUCAAUGCAGAAAAUGCUGAAAAUUCGAUAGUGUGUGAUGUUAUUUUCAAAUAAUUGGUAAAACAGUUUAAUGAAUAUUAAAAGUAAAGUAAUCAAAGUUUUCAAGCGUUAGUUUAUAAUAUAAAUAAGCUAAAUUCGCUUUAUGAUAGGAUACGAUACGUUUCACUAAAUGCUAACAAAGUUUCAAGCUGUUUUUCCGACCCGGUAAAUCAUUGUUAGUCGAUAUUGCUCCGGUCAGAAUUCUGCAGAAUUUCUGGUGCCGCUUAAUAAUUAUCAUAGUCGAAGAAAUUCCUCCGUUUUGUACCACCACCGAAAAUACCCACAAUGAGAAAGGACAAAAACGUAAACAUGACAGUCGGCUACCUAACCAAAGAACAUCUUGCCGGAUUUGAUAACUAUAAGAAACGUGCAUCGAAAGCUGUUUAGUAACUAAAUAAGUUAGAAUUCUGUUUCUGGUAGCUGCAUUAAUUGCUUAGAGUACAGCGCACGGGACACGUCACCCUUGAGUAUCUAUUUAAUGCACCCAUUUUGGAAUUGGCUCGUGGAGUACUUUCCAAAAUGGGUUGCACCGAAUUUGAUGACCUUUGCCGGUUUCUUAUUUACGGUUCUGAAUUUCGUGAUGCUGUCGUGGUACGAUUGGAAUUUUUGGGCUAGUACCGAUCUUCCUGGCUACAGUCCGAUCCCCAACUGGUUCUGGGUACUAGCGGCAGUGAACAUUUUCCUAGCUUACACAUUGGAUGGAAUCGAUGGGAAACAGGCGCGACGGAUUGGUCUUUCCGGACCGUUGGGAGAACUCUUCGAUCACGGGUUGGAUUCCUACACGGCGUUCUUUAUUCCAGCCUGUUUAUAUAGUAUUUUCGGAAGAGGCGAACUUUCGGUACCACCAAUCCGGAUGUACUACAUAAUGUGGACGAUAUUUUUCAGUUUUUAUUUGUCGCAUUGGGAAAAAUACAAUACUGGCGUUUUGUACUUGCCGUGGGGCUAUGACCUUGGAAUGUGGGGAUCGGUGCUGAUGUAUCUUGCCACUUGGAUGUUCGGAUACCAAAUGUGGAAGACUGAGUUGCCUGGCGGUGUUUCGGCCGGUCAAAUGAUGGAGAUUUGCCUACAUAUUAGUGCCAUGUCUAAUCUACCAAUGGUUGUGUAUAAUAUGUAUCGAUCCUACAAGGAUCGCACGGGUAAAAUGCGGACAGCGAAAGAGGCUUUGAGACCGCUUUUCACAUAUGGAACAUUCAUGUUAUUCUCACUACUGUGGGUGUUCUUAUCACCGAAUGAUAUUAUGAACAAGGACCCAAGAGCCGUUUAUAUUCUUAGCGGAACCAUCUUCAGUAAUAUAAGCUGUCGACUGAUAGUAUCCCAAAUGUCUAAUACGAUAAGUGAAACGUUCAAUUGGAUGACGGGUGUUCUUGGCGUGGCGGUUUUGUUGAGUUUUACAAUUCCUGCUAUUGAGCGCCCACUUCUUUAUCUUUUAGUCAUUGGUUCUUCAUCAGCACAUUGGCAUUACGGAACAAUCGUGGUUCAGCAGAUGUGCAAGCACUUUAACAGGACAUGUUUCAAAGUUACUAAACCAAAAGAGAUCGACCAAUGAGACACAAAACUUAAUGAGAUAAGUGUGCAGCGUAUUCUGUAAACUCAAACGGACUGGAAGAAUCAGCAUUGCAUCACAUGUAAAAUGGAGAUGAAUAGUAUUCGUUUAUAGAUAGGACGCGUAUACAAGGAAGAGAGACCACCUUAAUUUGUUUUAAUAAUUUAUUCUAUUUUUGUAAUUAUUUCUUAGUAUUCAUUUACGAAAUUGCAUCAUCGGAUUAUUUAUUUUUAUCGCAUUGUUCUGCCAUAGAAUAAUGAUCGUGCCAGCUUAACGUCCUCGAAAUUAAAUGCAUUUUUUUAAUUUUAUUCUUUUAGCAUUUAUCCUACUAAAGUAAGUAAUUAUAAUGUUCCAAGGAGUGUCAGGUUUGCAAAGGUUCUCGACAAAUAAAAUGCUUACACCGUUGUAUUUUUAAACAAGAUUUGGUAGCUGAGCAGCAUUUACCCGACAACAAACCUUUGAUAGAAUUGUCAAUAUUUAACAUCAUGACAAUAACAUAGAUAGCAACAUCGUUAUAACUGAAGUACUAUUUAUGCUUCGAAUAACAGUAACAGUAAUAAUAGCAACUUGACUAGUUCUGUCAUUUCUUAUGCAAGAAUUUUAGUUUCCACCGUUAUUAUAACGUUUUAUGCAGUAUUUGGUUUUAUUUUACUUACUACUAACCGUCUUGUCCUGGUACAAGGCGGAUAACUGUGAUGCAACAUAUUCAGCUUAAGAAAAAUGAUCAUUUUAUUAGUAGAGGUUGAACUAACAACUAACUGUACAUACAUUCAUUGUGUCAUCAGAUGCAUAAAUGAUUCUUCCUCACAAAAAUAUCCUCAAACACUCCGGGAAUUGACAAAAUUUUCCAGGUUUAAGUAGAGUGCGCUUAUUACACAAAUCGCUAGAUUUCGCUUUGCUGUGUAAUAGUAUUUUUCUGUUAAAAGAAUGUAGAAGUUGUAGUUUACUGUGUAUAAUUUUGCCAAAGCAUCUGGAGGUUGCUGCCAUGCAUUCUAUGUAAUAGCUUAAUGUAAUAGAAAGACAGCAGAUUGUGAACAAAAGGCAGCAAUAUUGUAUUCAUGACACAGUAAAAGUCCGUAUUACUUCAAAUUAGUGUACGUCAAUUCAUGUAAAUCAUACAAUGAUAAAAAAUUAAAUGAAUGGUCAGUAUCUUAUAA